Exophiala aquamarina CBS 119918 is the source of this 1320-nucleotide messenger RNA. RefSeq lists its product as uncharacterized. The transcript has a single exon. Gene Ontology annotation, molecular function: FAD binding. The coding region runs from base 1 to 1320 and encodes 439 amino acids. Lineage: Eukaryota; Fungi; Ascomycota; Eurotiomycetes; Chaetothyriales; Herpotrichiellaceae. The record is from RefSeq and is a predicted model, not a curated record.
AUGACAGAUUUCAAAGUCCUCAUUAGCGGAGGAGGCGUUGCUGGCGCAGCCCUAGCACACUGGAUGAGCAGACUCAGCAAGGCGAACAUCGACGUCAGCAUCACUCUCAUCGAACGAUCCCCGCAGAAGCGCACCUCAGGCCAUCAGAUAGAUCUUCGCGGUCCCGGGGUGAAGAUUAUGAAGAAAAUGGGGAUCGAAGAGGCAGUGCGAGCAGUCGUUGUUCACGAGCCGGGCACGCAGCUUAUUGAUGUCAAUGGCAACACCAAAGCAUUCUUUCAGGCCACAACGGGCGGCAACAGUGGGAGACAGAGUAUCACCUCCGAGUAUGAGAUCAUGCGUGGCGAUCUGGUUCGGAUUCUGUAUGGGCUCACCGAGAACCGAGAUAAUGUGCGGCAUCUGUUUGGAACGACUAUCGAGAGCUUCACGCAGGAUGACGAGAGCGAUCCCAAUGGUAAAGUCCACGUUAGAUUUGGAGAUGGCCGCCAGGAGGAUUUUGAUCUUGUCGUGGGCGCUGAAGGGACUGCCUCGAAGACACGAGCAAUGAUUUUGGACUCAAACUCUCCUGACCCACGCCGUUUUCUAGGGAGGUAUGUUGCGUAUUUCAGCGUGCCAUCAGAGCCAGGAGAUUCGGACCGCUUCACUCUCUGCCAUCUGCCGGGGGGUCCAGUGGCGCGAAUUGUUUGCACACGAAAGGACAUCCCGGAACUCACACGCGUUUACAUGAUGUUCCAUGGCAGAAAGGCUUCCGUUGAUCGAGCCUUGAAGACUGGAGAUCUGGCUGGGCUGAAGACGGCUUUGGCUGACCUCUACGAGGACGGCGGAUGGGAAUGCAAGCGAUUCACGGAGGCACUGAGACAUGCAUCGGAGGCUGAUGAUCUGUACUGUACACCGUUCGAGGAAGUUAAUCUUCCCCAAGGAGCGUGGUCGAAGGGACGAGUUGUUCUGAUAGGCGACGCAGCACACUCGUCGACGGCAAAUGGGUACGGCACCACAUGGGGUUUGAUAGGCCCUUAUAUUCUAGCUGGUGAAAUUGGGACAUUGUUGAAGAAAGAUAGCUCGUCGCCAAUAGCAGCUGUGGUGCAGGGAGCGAGGAAUUACGAGAGCGCCUUUCGACCGAUUGCCACGGUAGGCCAUGGUGGCAGGCACUGGUCAGCGUCGCUAGCUUCACCGACCUCGUGGAUUGGCAUCUGGAUCCUACACAUGAUCGCGAGAAUAGUGGCGUACUUAAAACUCGAACAAAUGGCGGGUCCGAGUGAUGAGACGGCGAAGUGGGAGCUUCCGGAGUUCCCCAAGUUGGGGAAGGAAUGGAGUGAAAUCUGA